AUGCAUUCUAAAGACAAACCAGUUCAUGAGUUGUGCAUCCUACGUACGCUGCUUCUAGCGGAAAGUCUCUCCAGCCGUCACGAAGCAUCGAAGCAAACAGUUCACGAUAUGGAAGCACUGAUAUUGCAGUUAAAAGAUAUCCCGUUAAAUGUACUGGCUGAUGCCAGACUUGCCAUCGUGACUAGUCUUUUUGAACAGUGCGAAUUCGAAGCAAGCUAUCAGCAGGGAUUGUCGGCGCUGGAGCUGCUAACGGACAACAGCGAUCAUGGAGUAAUAGUUUCGGCAUUACAACAGUUGGCUAAAACCUGUCUCGCUCGAAGACAACUGAGUCGAGCUAAGCUUCUAAUAACACAGGCAGUCAGCUGGGCGUCGCACGAGCUUGGAUCAAUGAGCAUUUCUUACGCAAAGGCGCUGGAAGAUUACGCCUUUUACUUGUUGACGAUGAGGGCAUAUAGCGACUGUAUCAAGGUACAUUCGGAAGCCAAAGAUAUCUAUUACGGAUAUCUUGGCCUGCGCCCGAAUUUAUCGUUGGGAAAUCUGGGGUUCUCGUUGUACCUCGAAAGCCGGCAGAAUUCACAAUUUGGUCCCAUUGAAACCUACCUGAAGUUUGUGGUUGACCUGGAUGCGAAAGUCAGGUCGGAAGUAGAGCACCCCGAAGAAAGACUAGCGGUGGCUUGCAGACGUAUACGUUUACUAAAAACUGUAGAACGAUUGGCUCAGCAUGGGGACGUUGUCAAAACGGAUAGCUUAGUGAAAGAUCCACCGCAGCUGAGUAUCGUAGAAAUUAAAAGAAUAUUUUUAAAUCUUACCGAUUGUGAGUAG
This is a messenger RNA of Sabethes cyaneus, 822 nucleotides long. RefSeq lists its product as uncharacterized. Lineage: Eukaryota; Metazoa; Arthropoda; Insecta; Diptera; Culicidae. Gene Ontology annotation, molecular function: protein binding. The coding region runs from base 1 to 822 and encodes 273 amino acids. Gene Ontology annotation, biological process: intracellular protein transport. The transcript has a single exon. The record is from RefSeq and is a predicted model, not a curated record.